This is a messenger RNA of Puccinia graminis f. sp. tritici CRL 75-36-700-3, 333 nucleotides long. RefSeq lists its product as uncharacterized. The coding region runs from base 1 to 333 and encodes 110 amino acids. The transcript has 2 exons. The record is from RefSeq and is a predicted model, not a curated record. Lineage: Eukaryota; Fungi; Basidiomycota; Pucciniomycetes; Pucciniales; Pucciniaceae.
AUGUGCAAUCGAUAUACUGCUAAAGGAGGAUGUAAGGGCACAUUUUUGUCCAUGAUAUUAGUAGUUGGAUCAAUCCAUGGUUACAUUCCUUUCAAGUUCUUCCAAAGGUUUUUUUGGCUCAGAUUGAUGCAAAAUGUUAUCAACAAUGUCGGGCUGAUCGAGUUAAACGGUCGCCAAAUGAACAUCAACCAGGAAUCAGACCUGUUUGGAGCUUACUCUAAAGUGCAGUUGUAUCAGACAGGGUGGAGGAUUGAUCUGGGCCCAAUUUCUACAACAGCAAUGAAGAUGGAGUUGAAGAAAACCCUGAGAACCAUCCAGCGCAGCUGGUGGUGA